AUGCUUCCAUUGGAGCUUGUCUUUGAAAACCCGACAGCUCCCUGCGCUACACUGCUAUCAACGGCCCGGCCCAUCUCUCAGUCAGCUGGUCGUGGCGCUAUGGGCGAGGGAAAAUUGACAAACGACCCUGAUACCAACGUGGAUACUUCCUAUCGAUCCAUGCCUUCCAGAAACCUCGCAGUUAUUAUCAUCAACGCAUCAAAGCCAUGGCUCAAGGCAACCGAAGCGUCAAUCAUUCAAAUCACGAGGAUCAUGCGCCAUUUCUUCGACAGCUCUUUGAUGCUGGAUGCUAUUCAAAACCACUCGACAACGCGUCACGGCUUCCCAGAUGGACAUGAAAUAUUUGUAAUUUUACAGAUGAGCAACGUCGCCAGCUAUGUAUUUGUCCUUGUUUUCGAAGAGUUCUUCAAGCUUCAGAAUGAAACUUUAAGCCAACAUCACAACAUUUAUUGGUUCAUUCUUGGACUGCCUAGCACACGUUCCAGUGCCAUCAACCGCGACAAAUUGAUCGAAAUGGUGAUUCUCACUGCUCAGUACAUGCAAAUUCAAGAUGACUAUGUGGACACUGCAACGUCAACUGCAAUGAUCUACGAAAAAGCUGUCUAUGGCCAGGAUCUGGAUGAAGGGAAGUUCUCUUUUCCAGUCAUCCAUAUGUUCUCGCAGUCUUCCAAACGUCAGUUGCUCGAAGCCAUCUUCACUGAAAGAUUGCGACAAGGGACGAUGCCAAUGGCACAUAAACGACUCCUUUGGGAUGAGAUGGCGAGCGUGGGCAGCGCAAGUAUUAUCGAGAAACAACUUGGAGAGAAGAAAUACAACUUCCGAUUGAUUUUGGAAUUCCUCUCGGUGGAGAAUUAG
Messenger RNA from Penicillium canescens, 855 nucleotides. RefSeq lists its product as uncharacterized. Lineage: Eukaryota; Fungi; Ascomycota; Eurotiomycetes; Eurotiales; Aspergillaceae. Gene Ontology annotation, molecular function: prenyltransferase activity. Gene Ontology annotation, biological process: isoprenoid biosynthetic process. The coding region runs from base 1 to 855 and encodes 284 amino acids. The transcript has 6 exons. The record is from RefSeq and is a predicted model, not a curated record.